Fusarium tjaetaba is the source of this 2118-nucleotide messenger RNA. Its product is annotated as oleate-activated transcription factor 1. Gene Ontology annotation, biological process: DNA-templated transcription; regulation of DNA-templated transcription. Gene Ontology annotation, molecular function: DNA-binding transcription factor activity, RNA polymerase II-specific; DNA binding; zinc ion binding. The record is from RefSeq and is a predicted model, not a curated record. The transcript has 4 exons. NCBI's taxonomy places the organism in Eukaryota, Fungi, Ascomycota, Sordariomycetes, Hypocreales, Nectriaceae. Bases 1 to 2118 code for a protein of 705 amino acids.
AUGGAUACCGAAGACAGCCCCGGGAUCCCCAGAUCCAGCAAACGGCGCCGUCUCAAUUUCGCAUGCAACUACUGUCGGAGUCGCAAGACGCGCUGCGACGAGCAGCAGCCCUCUUGCCAGGCUUGUAUACUGGCUGGAGUACCUUGCGUUACGGAAGAUAGGCGCAGACCGGGGAAGGUGAUUAAAAGACGAGAGGCGGGCAAGUCAACGGAUGGAGGGUCUGUUACGUCUGCGAGUCCGUCGGAGUAUGGAUUGCAGGCUGGGGCAGUGGAGAGGAGACAUUCUGUUGCUGAGCCACAGACUAUAGAGGUUGUUACUGGGCCUAUUCGCGCGAGGUCACAGAGUCCGAGGCCGUCGCAGAGUAGAGACUCUUCUCAUACAGAUACGAUAAGCAACCCGCUACCGAUCUGGCGACAAAGCGCUGGUACCACGUCUUUCCAGGUGCUGACGGAAUGGCUCGACCUGGCUUGUUUCCGGCUCAGCAUCCCUUACCAUUUUGGUUCCUAUCCCCCGUCUACUCUGAACCCGCAAUCGGCAUCUCAGCCACAGCACGGAAUUCCGAUCACCCCGGAGACUUGGGUACCCCAGACUCUGUUCGAUGCGUAUGCGAGAGAGAUACAUACGUUCUACCCUGUUGUGAGGCUCGACCAAGCGCGUGCGGAUGUAGUACAGUCUCACCCAGGGAACUUGGCAUCGCAUGCUGUCGACAUUGCAGCGCUGAGAAGUCAUCUGCUCUUUGCUGCGGGCGGAUGUAUUCUUCAACAUGCCGAGCGAAAGGCCUACAUGACUGAAACACUUGCACUAGCCCGAAACGCACUGGGAUAUCUCAUCGGCAACGUAUCAUACGACACAAUUGAAGUCCUCUUUCUAUUCUCAGUAUGUCUCCGCCUCAACGACGAAAUCAUUUCAGCCUGGACAACUCUCGGCAUCUGCCUUUCUAUCGCCCACUCUCUCGGCCUCAACAAACCUGGAAAGAAUAGGAAGAAACCUCUGGAUCUCGACGCCUGGAAUCCUGCGUGGUGGGCUCUAUACAGCUAUGAGAAGUUAUUCUCAUUCCAGCUUGGAUAUGUAUCAACCAUCUCGGAUGAUGCAUUUGACACAUUGGAACUAGAUGUAGUUAAGUCUGCUACCCUUGAGCCAUCACGUAUUGCGUUAUCGAUGGCGAAUGUGUUUAGCAAGAUGAGUCGUCGUUGCGCUACGGCGAGACAACUUGAGGAGAGGGCUAGUAGAAGGGCUCUUGAGGCGGUGGUUAAGGAGAAGGUUACUAGUACUGGAGAGGCGUUUCUGAUGCUGACGAACUGGGCUAAUAGUGUCCCUACCGGUAUAAGACCUACGUCGGAUUUUAUGCGCAUCCCAGAAAACCUGGGCCUCGCAUCAUUCGUGUCUCUGCACUACCACAACGCUCUUAUAAUGCUGAACCGCAACUCUCUUCUGAUCAGCAAAAACGCUCUGCACAUGGCAGUAGAGAUCAUCGCCAAAGACACACCAUGGGAAUACCAGAUCCGCAACGGUCAAUCGAUGGUUGCAAAUUCCGCACGAAAGAUCAUUCAUCUUCUCGCUGAUAACGAUGAUUCGGCGUCGCAUCUUUUCGCACCUGCUUAUUUUCCGCUGCUUCAUGCUAUGUAUGUCUUGGCUGUUCAUAUUCUGAAACAGCCGCACUCGCGUGUUUCCAAGAUCGACCAAAGUCUUCUAGUAACUGCUGCUGACUUGGUUCGCUGCUACUGCGUUGGUCUCGGCGAAGAAGAUCGUCUGAACACUAUUUUAAAUGGUCUUCUUCGUGUCGUCCAAGAAGCUAUGAAGCCUAACCCACCACCAACCGAUACCGACCGCAACACGCCGGCGCUAAACUCAUCAACAAGCUUGUCUGAUCAGAAUGUGACACCUUUGACCGAUCAACAGACACUCACAGAGGCCGUUGGCCAGUCCGAUCCCGCACUUCCUCCUCAUUUCUCAAUGGACGAGAGCAUACUUGAUCCAUUCUCAGGCCAGCCAUUCAAUAUGCCGAUACUACCUGAUGAGAUUGGAUGUGACUGGGCGGACUUUGAAAACUUGCUGCAGAGACUUGAGAGCGAAGGGUCUUUGUAUCCUACCGAUGAAGGAAUGAUUAUUGAUAUAUAG